GCUUGCUGUAAAAAUAUUUUUUAAUACAAUAUCGUUGUUUUAGUUCAGUAAAAUUUAUUUUUGUAAAAAUGUUAAUUGUAAUUUGAACGUUAUAUUUUAAUAUAUACAUGAUGUUUUCACAAUAUCUCACUAGAUUUGUGUAAAAACGAGAAAUAUAAUUUUUACUAUAUUGUUUUAAUAAUAUUUCAGAAUGAAUGGAGGCAUGGAGCAUAGAACCCCAGGUCAUAACGCAGUGCUUCACAAGGCACCUAAAAACUAUAAAUUGUUGAUAGACCCAUUUCUUGUAAAAGGAGCUACUAAAUUGUACAGAUAUGAUGGGAUUGUUCCUGGAGACAAUGCAUAUCCAACUGUGCAGUGCAGAGAUCCGAGAUCUCAGCUCUCUAGAAUUUGGAAUAAGUUAGAACCUGCAGAUUUGCCAGUGCCUAGAUUCAGAAUAGAUAAAAAUUAUGUAGGUAUACCUCCUCAACUGGAAAUAACAAUCGGAAAUCUGAAUGAUAACAUUGAUAAAGCGUUUCUUGCCGACAUGAUGAACAAAGUGGGGCCAUUGGAGGAAUUGACAAUAUUUUACCAUCCCAUGACAAAUAGGCACUUGGGAUUUGCUAGAGUUGUGUUUCAAGAUACUAAAUAUUCUAAAAUAUGUGUUGAAAAAUAUAAUGGCAAAUCUGUAAUGGGCCAGGUGCUCGAUGUAUUCCAUGAUCCCUUUGGUAAAAGAUGUCAAGAGAUGUUUGAAGAUAAAACCAUGGAGAGAAAGCCACAGCCGGUAACUUCAGCUACAAAGGUGCCAACUCUAGUAGAAGAUGUACGGGCCACAAAACUUGAUCCUGCACUCAGCAAGAGAUUAGAAGAUACAAAAUUAACAGACAAGGAACCAUAUCCUCGCUUUAAGGACGUAGAGCACAAUGAUAGCAACACGCGCUGGUCAGACGAAGAGCGAGAGUACAGGCAUCGACAUCGCAACCGGAGCGAGCGAGACAGAGAAUUGGACAGGGACAGGGAUAGAGAAAGAGAUAGAGAGAGACACAGGGACCGCUACGCGCGCGCGGAGCCGGCCGAGACGUACGCCAGCGCCCACGUGGCCGAGAUGCCCUACGCGCCCGCUCCGCUGCCCUACGACCCUUACUACCAGCCCGGCUAUGGCUACGGAUACGGUGGGGGAGCUGGCUCGGGGAUGUGGUGGGGAGAUUGGCGAGCGCCGCACGCCUCGCACCAUCACCACCCGGAGCAACCGGCGAGCGCGUGGAGCGAGGAGCCCUCCCCGCGCGCCCCCGCACGCCCCGCGCACGCGCACGAGGUCGCCGACAAGGAAGUUAAAAGUAAAAGCGAGGAGCCAGUGCCACCGCAGGAAGCGGCUGCUGCGAAAGAACCUGAACCUAAACCCCCUCCGCCAGUUGAUGAACCAAAAAACGUCGACCUAGACACCAGGAUCGCAAUGCUUUUAAAAGGAGCAAGUGGAGGCGGCGGCCUCGCUCCGCCCUUCCUUUCCCUCGGCAUUUCCUCCGAGGAGGAAGAUGACGACCGCCUUCCUGCCAAGAUACCAGACUUGGACGCCCAUAAUCCGCCGACAGAUGACGAAGGUUCGGGCAGCGAAGAUCGAGAGAGCAUAAUAUCUUUUAAUCAAAAUAAAGAAGUGGAUCCUGAGCCCUUGUCAAACACCCCAUCUCCGUAUUUGAGCAGAGAGUUCUAUCUUGAAUGUCUCAAAAUUACAGUAGAAAAGAAAGCUAAAGACGAUCGCAAGAAGUUACCUCAAAUUGAUAAGAUUGGCUCGGAUAUAUCAUCAUCAGAAGACGAACUACUGACCGGAGAAGAGCCGCGCCGGUCGCCGGCCGCGCCGCCAGAUAAGGACCAAGAUAAUUUGGAAGAUGACCAGAUGUCUCUGUCGUCGCUAUCGUCCACGGAGGCCAAAAUCGAGGAGCAGGUGCCGGCCGAGGCGUACUACUACCCUCCCGCGCCGCACCCGCACUACUACCAGCCGGUGUGGCCGACCACGGCGUACCCGGGCGCCGCCCCCGCCUACCCGGGCGUGGCGGACAUGGCGUUGGCGUACGGUGCUGGCGCGUUCGCCGCCCCUCCGCUGCUGACGCACCACUAUCCGCACCGCCCCGACCACCCGCCCACGCACCAGGAACUAGACAACCCGCACUAUCCCACAAUUAACAGCGUAAUUGAGCGAGUAACGACUGAAUUAAAAUUAAUUCUGAAGAAAGAUUUCAACAAAAAAAUGAUAGAGAGUACUGCCUUCAAAAACUUCGAAGUCUGGUGGGACGAGCAGAGCCGUAAAACGAGACAAACCGUUAAGCCGCUCAAGGAGGAGAUAGGACAGCCAUUGCAGGAUAUUUCUAAUAAGAAGGAAGAAACAGUGGAUUCAAUAAAGUCUAUAAUGGAAUCUCGAGAAUUAGGGCUAGAUCUCGGAGGGUACAGUGUGGGCAUCGGCCUGGGUCUCCGCGCAACGAUACCGAAGAUGCCUAGUUUUAGGAAAAAACGGAAAAUACCUUCCCCCGUUGUUAUGGACGAUGACUCAUCUAAACGGCUCAGUGAUCAGGAGGAAAUCGUUCAAAACUCGGAUGAAGAAAAAGAGGUGCCCACGAGUCCUAGGAAUAGGACGACAGGCUCAUACUUAUCGACGGGUAGAAGACGGCAGUCCAGCAGUUCGUCCAGGUCGUCGUCAUCAUCGUCGUCUCGCUCGUCGUGGUCGGGCUCGGAGCGCUCAACGCAGAAAGGCGCCGCCCCACGCAUAUACUCCGAUACAGACGACUCCGAAAUCGACGAGGCUGAGUUCAAGGUCAUAUCUAACAAGGAGAGGCUGAGAAGGGUCUACUCGUCAUCAUCGGAUAGUGAAGAAGAACAUAGAAGGAGAGAAAAAACCCCUAUACCACCAGUGGAAGCGUCAGACGAUCGACUCGGCUCCCCUAUAUUGUCACCAGAAGAGGAGCCUAGAGAUUUAUUAUUGGAUCGAGUGUAUUCAGACUCUGAAGAAGAGAGAGAGUAUCAGGAAAGGAGGAGACGCAACACAGAGUAUAUGGAGCAGAUAGAGCGAGAGUUCUUAGAGGAACAGAGACGUAAAAUGGAAGUGGACGCCGGUCCGCCGCCUGACAAAGCGCCCGACGAAAGUAAAACUGAACCCAAAGAGGAAGAAUCUAGAAGUAGUCCAGUUAAAAACCAUCUCAAAUCACCUAAAAAGAAUAAACCGGAAGCAGAAGUUGAAGAGGGAGAGAUUUCAUCAGAAGAAGAACCUCUUGAAGCGAGACGGAAAAAAGAAAGGCGACCAAAGAAGAAACAAGUCGAGAGACAGAGGAUUCCGUCUGUUAGUGAUAGUCACAGUUACACGGAGUCUGCUGCCAGUGUUAACGGCGUUAAAGAAGCGAGCAGCGCACUGUCGGAGACUUCAUCACCGCAGUCACAGGCGUCUCAGGCGUCGCAGGCCUCGCAGGUGGCGCUCGACCACUCGUACUGCCGGCCCCCGCCGCGACAGGAGCCGCGCCCCAACCAUCUACAGCACGACCACGGGUACACCUGGAUGGCUGAGCCGGAGAUCGAAUCGCCGCAAAUUGAGAGUGAUGAAGUCAAAUCACAAAAAGAGACUAAGAAACCAUACAAAAGAAAACAUGAAACUAAGAAAUUGGCUGAAAUACAAAAUAAGUUGUACGAGCCGCGACCGGAGUAUGACAAGAUGUACUCGAGCGUGACGUUCAAGCCGCGCGACAUAAUGGCGGAGAUGCAGGUGAUGUACGAGUUCCUGACGCGAGGCAUCGACCGCGAGGACGUGGAGUUCCUGCGCCGCGCCUACGACGCGCUGCUGGCCGAGGACGCGCAGGGCUACUGGCUCAACGACACGCACUGGGUCGACCAUCCGCCCACCGACCUCACCUACUCGCCGCCGCGCAAGAAGUCCAAGCGCCACGCCAACAUGUACGAGGACCUGCAGAGUCACUCGAGCGGUUCUGCGCGCACGGAGGGCUAUUACAAGAUGGACGCGCGACUGAAGGCCAAGUACAAGUACCACCACGGCCGAGCCGGCGCCAUGCCCGCGCCGCCCGACGACAAGAAGGCGUCCAAGAUGCAGCUGCUGUCCCGCGAGGCGCGCUCCAACCAGCGCCGCCUGCUUACCGCAUUCGGAACGGACACGGACUCUGAUCUCCUUAAAUUCAACCAACUCAAAUUUAGAAAGAAGCAGCUUAAGUUUGCCAAAUCUGGCAUACACGAUUGGGGCUUAUUCGCCCAGGAGCCGAUAGCCGCGGACGAGAUGGUGAUUGAGUACGUGGGCCAGAUGGUGCGACCUAUCGUGGCUGACGUACGUGAGGCGCACUACGAGGCCACCGGUAUCGGCAGCUCCUACCUGUUCCGCAUCGACCUCGACACCAUCAUCGACGCGACCAAGUGCGGCAAUCUGGCGCGCUUCAUCAACCACAGCUGCAAUCCGAACUGCUACGCGAAAAUUAUAACAAUAGAGUCCCAAAAGAAGAUAGUAAUAUACUCCAAGCAGCCUAUCGGCGUGGACGAGGAGAUCACUUACGACUACAAGUUCCCGCUCGAAGAUGAAAAGAUCCCGUGCCUGUGCGGCGCGCCGCAGUGCCGCGGGUACCUCAACUGAGCAGCGAACAUGCUUCUCGAACUCUGAUACUAAUUAUAUAUUUCCACUGUCGAUAUUUAUUGUGUUUCCUAUUGUUAAAAGGGUAACUAUCGUUUUACAAAUUAUCCUCACACUAAGCCAGCAUAAUAACAUAAAAUACAAUUUUGUUUUAGUAACUUGAGCACAAAACUUUGAUUUUUUGCAGCUACGAUUGAUUGUUUGUUAUUCGCUAUAGCCUAAAGUAUUGUCAGUAGAUUCACUUUUUUGAUUUUAGCAAAAUUAAUGCUGUUAUUAUUAAUUGUAACAGAAUAGGGCUGCAAUGAACUUUUCAGCAGCUUCAUUACCAAUCACAACAAAAGCUGUGAUAGAUUAUCAAUAUGUAUUGAAAUAUCCUUAUCAAUUAUUUUAAAAAGUUUUCCCAUUCAUGUUUUUUAAGAUGUUGAGAAUAGUAGUUAGCGAUAGUAGUCUCGAAAUUACAAUGAAUGUUUGUAGCGAUGGCUUAAGGAUAUCGAUAAUUCCGAUAUACUUGCCCGCCCUCAUUGACCGUAAAAUGUAUAAAUGUCUUUAUAGAGAAACUGGUCUGCGACCUCUAAUCUGUGUAUAGAUAAUAAUUAAGAUAUACAAUACGAAUGAAUCGGGAACGUGAUCAUUAUUUUAUUGUUUAGUAUGAUCAUUAUAAUCAAAACAAAAACUAAUCCCCUUAUUUACAUACAUAAUAUAAGAGGACAACAGUGUACAUUUUGGCAAGCUCCACCUACCGCUAUGAGCUUGAAAUGAAAUUGUUUUGCUACUGCCUCAAAUAAUGAUGAUGAUAUAAUGUAUAAAGAUAAUUGUAAUCGUGUGCUUGUGGCGUGUGAGUCUAGUGUGUUUAUUUCCCCAAUAUGUAUGUAAUGAAAGAAAACUCGCGUGCAACCAUAUUGUUAUCAAUUUUUUAAAUGUGUCUUGUAUUAUACUGAUUUGACUGAUUCUAAGAUAUAAUUCAUUAGGAAUAGGAUGUCAGGUCUUACACGCUGUAUAAUUCUGUGUUGUACAUUAUGAUUGUUUAUAAAGAGAUCUCUGCUGCUUGUCAGACUUAUAUGUAAUACAGGUUUCAAGUACAUUUUCUAUUGUGUUAUUUAAAGUAACAAAAUGUAACGUUGUUUUCGUAUCUUCUGUCUGUAAUAGUUUUGUUAUAUUUUCUCAAAGAAAAUAAUAAAUCUAAUUUAACAGAAUAUAAUAGAAAUUAAAACCCUUGAAUUGGUCCUUCUAAAUACACUCUUACUAUUUAAUAUAAAAUGUAUAAGAAUGUAAAUAAAAGAAUUCAACAAUUUUAA
Molecule: messenger RNA, 5880 nt
Organism: Nymphalis io (European peacock)
Lineage: Eukaryota; Metazoa; Arthropoda; Insecta; Lepidoptera; Nymphalidae
Gene: Set1
Product: histone-lysine N-methyltransferase SETD1
Exons: 29
Coding region: 191-4588 (1465 amino acids)
Cellular component (GO): Set1C/COMPASS complex
Molecular function (GO): protein binding; histone H3K4 methyltransferase activity; RNA binding
Source: RefSeq, a predicted model, not a curated record